GCAGUGGAUAGUGUUUGCUCAGCGCGCGACACUGUCGUGGGUGAUUUCUCCGGUGCUAGGGGCGGGAUGGCCUGAAAGCGGGGUGCCCAGCUGAGGCGGGGACACAGAUGGGCGUGGGGCCCUAGUCUCCAGUGCCACUCAGCGACCGGUAUUCUAUCUGGCUCCGGUCACGAGGUGUGUCUACGGCUCAGGAGCUCCUGGGACAGCGAGUCUAAGCAGCUGAUGGACCAAGAGGCGGCGCCCCCCUUCUGCUCACCUGAAUGCAGGUGAGACGUGAAGGGCACCCUGUAUACACCUGCCUGCAGCAGCGCAGUCUUUGCUUGGCCACCCGAGGAGGAAGCAUUCCAUUUGGUGUAUAGGUCCUGGGCCACCGUGGGCGCGGGUGGACGAUUCAGACUGGGUCCGACUGGAUAGGUCGACCUGGGUCGCAAGAGAACUUGGGGCAGCAAAGUGAUGGACCACGGUCGCUGGGCUAGAUUGAGGAUGGGUACCCGAAGGUCCUAGCGACAACUUUGCUGAAACUGAAGAGCGGUGUCAAGCCCAGCCGCCCGCUGUUGGCCCCGGGGGCUCUCCUGGCAUCCAGAUUCAGAUCAUGACUCCUGUGAGCAGCCACGGCUUGGCGGAGAGCAUUUUUGACCUGGACUACGCUUCGUGGAAGAUUCGGUCGACUCUAGCGGUUGCUGGCUUUGUCUUCUACCUGGGCGUCUUUGUAGUCUGCCAUCAGCUCUCAUCGUCCCUGAAUGCCACCUACCGCUCCCUGGCGGCCAAAGAGAAGGUCUUCUGGAACCUGGCGGCGACGCGUGCUGUCUUCGGCGUCCAGAGCACAACUGCAGGCCUGUGGGCCCUGCUGGGAGACCCCGUGCUCUAUGCCGACAAAGCUCUCGGGCAGCAGAACUGGUGUUGGUUUCACAUCACCACGGCCACUGGCUUCUUCUUCUUUGAGAAUGUGGCCGUUCACCUGUCCAACCUGUUCUUCCGCACCUUUGACUUGUUUCUGGUUGUCCACCACCUCUUUGCCUUUCUUGGGUUCCUGGGUUCAGCGAUCAAUCUCAGAGCUGGCCACUAUCUAGCCAUGACCACGUUGCUCCUAGAGAUGAGCACGCCCUUCACCUGCAUUUCCUGGAUGCUCCUGAAGGCUGGGUGGUCAGACUCCCUGUUCUGGAAGGCCAACCAGUGGCUAAUGAUCCACAUGUUUCACUGUCGAAUGAUCCUCACCUACCACAUGUGGUGGGUGUGCUUCUGUCACUGGGACGCCCUCACCAGCAGCCUGCACCUGCCCCACUGGGCACUGUUCCUUUUCGGGCUGGCCCUGCUCACGGCCGUCAUUAACCCUUACUGGACACACAAGAAGACCCAGCAGCUCCUCCAUCCCGUGGAUUGGAACUUUGCACAGGAGGAAGCCAAGGGCAGCAGGCAAGAAAGGACCAAUGGCCAGGUGCCUCGGAAAAAGAGGUUGUAGCGGCGCCCACCCAGGGACUGGGUGGACCAUGAUGCCGACUGGGGAGUGUCCAGGGUUGGACAAAGCUCCACAGUGACUCUUUACGUAUGGAUGGGGACAUAGAUAAGUUUAUAUCUAGGUGAAUACUAACUUGUUCCUUACUAUGAAUUCUAAAGUACCCAUGAAGUAUUGCUGGGGCCUCGACGUGCCUGGAAGAGGUCUUUGCCAUCAUGACUUUCCUCUGAGUCUUCUGGCGUGGCCCCAACCACAGCACAUCUGCCAAGGCAGUGCUAGGGAAGGAGCAAUGGCAGCCAGGUGUGCAGGCUGCUGAGGAAGCCAGUCUGGAGCCCUGCGACGAUUCAUCGGGAAGGACCUCGUGUGGGUGUGGGUGUGCCUUAUUUGGAAGUCGUGUUCUUUUUCAUUGCAACAAAUUGACCCUAAGAAAAUGUGAUUUGCUGAUCAUAUUUAUUUACUAGCCUGGGGAAUUUUAAGCCCGUGGCAGUGCACUGCCCUCUAGUGGCAAGAGGCAGAAGGACAGAGUUAUGGUAAGGGGUUCUCCUUGGCUUACUAGAGUCUGCCCACCCCUCCUGGAGUGGUGGUGGUGGUGUGAAAUCUUGUACUUCAAAAACAAACAAGCAAACAACAAAAAACCCCAAGGAACCUAAUAACCUUUUUGAAAAACAAAAUAAUGAGAAUUUUUAGUGAUAUAUUUCUUAUUUGACAGAAUAAGGUGUCUGGAGGGGGUCCUGUACUCAUCCUCGUGUCGCUCAUCCUGAGUCGCUAGGGCCCCGAGCAAGCACCUUGCCUGACAUGACCAUGGGAACAUGUUCUCGCCGCGCUGUUUGCAGGUUAGACCUCCAGACACCGGCUAGCAAUGCUAUCGGCAGACACAAAAACUUUCCCAGAGAACAGUUAAAGAACAAGGGGGUUUUUGUUUGUUUGUUUGUUUGUUUGUUUGGGUUUUUGUUGAUUUGUUUUGUCAAAACUACCUGAGAAAUGGUGGUUGCUCUUGAAAAUCAUGUGUGACUUAGGCUUGCCUCAGCAGCCCUUUAACUUUAUGAGGAUGUAUGAUGCCUAUUUUAUUAUAAAGUAGCCCAUUAACUUUAUGAGGAGGUAUGAUGCCUAUUUAUUUCAAUCUAAGAAAGCCCUUACUUUGUGUUCCUAAGAUAAUCAACUGAACUGAAAACCCUGUAGCUCCUGUGUCUGCUUUGUUGAGGCACCAGCCUGGCAUUUUUGUUUUUUUUUUGUUUUUUUUUAAGCUGGGCAGAGGCUUAAUAUAGUGACAGCUCUUUCCAAAACCCAAACAUACUUCCUGUCUGAUAACGUGACCCGAAGCUCACCUGAGUGCCUGAGAACACUCUGCGUCCUGAACAUGUUGGCAAGUCUUCAAUGGGACCAGGAUGGGGUUAGAGAGUGUCUUAGUCGGGCAUUUCUAUUCCUGCCCAAAACAUCAUGACCAAGAAGCAAGUUGGGGAGGAAAGGGUUUAUUCAGCUUACACUUUUCCACAUGGCUGUUCAUCACUAAAGGAAGUCAGGACUAGAACUCAAGCAGGUCAGGAAGCAGGAGCUGAUGCAGAGGCCAUGGGUUGAUGUGACUUACUGGCUUGCCCUGGCUUUCUCAGCCUGCUCUCUUAAAGAAGCCAAGACUACCAGCCCAAGGUUGGCACCACCCACAAUGGGCCCUCCCCCCUUGAUCACUGAUUGAGAAAAUGCCCCACAGCUGGAUCUCAUGGAGGCGUUUCCUCAAGGGAGGCUCCUUUCUCUGUGGUAACAACAGCUUGUGUCAAGCUAACACACAGAAGCGGCUGGGACAGGGAGAUCAUCUGACUUUCGCUGGCCUCUACAAGGAGUGUGACCUCAGGUUACAUCCUCCGUCUUCACGUGUGUCAGCUGAGUGCCAUUCCAUAGCUCAGGUGACCUUUGGUCACUCCACACACAUCUCCUUUCUGACCAGGACUUCUCCCCGGAACCUUGGAGACAAGUAUUCAUGAGAAGGCUCUGCAAUGGAGCAAGCACUAGUCCCUGCCUAGAGUAGUGGCUCUCUCGCCAUGAUUUUUUUAAUACAGUUGCUCAUGCUGUGGUGAUCCCCAACCAUGAAGUUAUUUUCGUUGCUACUUCAUAACCGUAAUUUUGCUAUUAUCAUAAUUAAAUAUCUGCGUGUCCCAACCUCUUGUGAAAGGGUCGAUCGACCACCAAAGAGGUCAUGACCCACAGGUUGAGAACACUGGCCUAGAGAGGGGCCACCCUUCCCAGCUAUAGUACCUUUGUGGUCUCCAGUGUCCUGCCAGACAGAUCUCGGAGAGGGGCAUGGUCCAGAGGACACGAGGAGCCGCAGCUCACUAAUGUGAGCCUAGGCUGGCCUGCUCUGUGGCCCACACUGGCCAAGAUUCCACUGCACGUGUGCCCCACUAGACUCCUACAUCAGCUGUUAGGAAUUAGAAUGGGGUAUCGCUUGGUAGUAGAGAACUUACUUAGCAUGUAGGAAGCCUUCCUGGCUUCUGUCUUCAGCCACUGGAGAAGAGACGCUCUCCUACUUGACCGGUAUGGAAAAUCAAAAACGUUCUCCCUUUCUCGCCACGUAGAUGUUUUACAUGUUCCCAUGUUUUCAACAGUAGAGGAUGUGAUGGUCAGGGGCAGCAGCCCAGCGUCUUCCCCAUCUCUUCCCGAUGGCUUGCCCUUUUCCCGAUGGCUUGCCCUUGCCCCUUCAAUUUAGCAACGAGGUUCCAACUUCUCUCAGCAGCAUACCAUAGGCUCCUCAAAGUAGCACUGGACUUGGUGCAGCAGAGCUAGUGACUGGCUGUGUGCUGUUGUCUUCUGUGAAGCCUAUGGGUCACAAGGCUCUCCUUCCACAGACAGCUCCUCAGUAGGCCCUGUGGCUUCCACGGCAACAUUGCUAGCAAGAGGCCAUACCCCUACCUGAGCCCUUAAGUCUCUGUUCACACAGCCUGUGGUGACCCUCCUGAUGGGAACUAAGCAUUGCCUCAUUCCUGUGUGCCGUAGGGGCGACACCUGAGCCUGGGUCCUAGAGAAAGAGCAGAGACUAGCCAUUUCUAGUUUUGUAGGGUGGAGGUCCAAAGUCAGGUGCUGGCAGCUUCAGUCAGGAAGAGGCCCAGUACUUCCUACGUGGAAUGUUUCUUUACCUCCAGGAGAAAGCUAUGCCAUAUAUCUAAGGAGCAGAAGGGCUGAAAAGAUUCAGGAAGCCCAAGUGAGUUUCCUGGAGGCCUUUAUAAGGAUCACUGUCUGGACACAUGGUGACUUAAGUGUUUUCUUUGGCUGGGGCUGUCUCUGAUUGUGGAAGCUAGUGGCUGGGAGGAGGCCCUUGCCUAUCCCCAACCAUGGAUGUAAUGCGUCCACAUAACCUUAGUGGGGCACAUUCAAAUGCUAGUACAAAAAAGAGUGUUGCCACACCCCGUGUCAGUAAGAUCUCAUUCGUUCCACAAAGGGCUGAUGCCUCUUGUUCCCUGUAGAGAGAAUAUUGUAUGUAUUGUAUGGAUGCGUCACCUGUCAAUUAAAAAGCCUAUGUGUGGCCUACGGCUUAGGCAAAAACUAGAAGGUGGAACAUCCAGGGGGCAGAAAGAAUUCUGGGAUAGAGCCAGGCAGGAGGUCGCCUGGUAAGACAUGAGGAGACUGAUGUGUGGUACCCAAACACAGGUAACCAGCCACAUGGCAAAAUGUAGAUUAAAAUAAAUUUUAAGUUAUGAUUCUAGUCAGAGAAGAGCCUAGCUAUCUGGCCAAGGUAUUUUGUAAAUAUAUUUUGAGCCUGAGUCUUAUUUCUGAGAGCAUGGGGCUGGGGGAUGGGAGGGAGAACCGGAGGUGAUUUUUACAGUUCUCUGACCAUUUCCAGUGAUGGCUGCCCAGCCACUGGCAAGUGAGUGGGUGAACCACCCAAUGGAAGGUAACCUCUGUCUUCCAAGUGGGGUCCUGGCAGAAGACAUGCUAACCCAGAGCUAGACAGUGUUUGCUGAGGGCAUAUUCAACAAGGUAAGCCAGGGUAGGAGGCCAGGAAGCCAGCUCCAUCUCACACAGCCAGAAGGGCUUUGGGGAGAGACAGGUAGCCAGUACAGGAACUAUGGCGCUAGUCUUUCCUCUCACGGUGACAGACCAGUGAGUUGGUUACACAGAUUGAUACAUAGGAGACAUUUCUUUUGUUAAAACUAUGAAGUGUGUUACAAACUAAAAGGCUCUGGGUUGUUGGUACAGUGUGAAUGUUGGCAGGGCAUAGCCUAAAAUGGAAUUUGCCCCUUGGGAUGUUGAGUCUAACUCAGGCUGAGGACCAGGCUCAGGCCACGCCUAAGCUUCCCUUCUCUUCAAUGCUGGCUGUUUUCGGCCCCCAGUUCCAUCCGAGGGCCUGGAGCUGCAGGAAGAAGCCAGAGCCAUCUAUGAUCUCAGUUCAACAGGCCCCAUAAGACUCACCUAGCAGAAAACCAACAAAAGACACACGUGUCAUUAAUACUUGAUACAUUUAAGUCAAUUCUGUGUCUAAAUUUUUGCUGUGUCCUAAUGUUUCAGGAUAUUAAUUCAAUGUGCCUUUUUUUGACCCCCCCUCCAUUUCAGUAUACUAUGCACAUUUUUAUUUCUGUUACAAAUUUUUAAUUGCCUAGGGUUAGAGAGAGAGCUCAGUGGUAAAUGUUUGUAUUGUAUACACUAGUCCUCAGGCUCCAGCCACAGAACCACAAAUAAAAAAUAAGUUAAAAAAAAAAAAGAACCCCAGCGGCCGCUACUGGAUGACCCUGGGCAAUGUGGUGCCCAAGGGGGGAUUUCCUCUUCUCUAAAGACAAGGGGGGAUGGUAAUGGAUAGAAGGAAUUGUAAGGGUGAGGUUGGGAGGAGGGACGGCUAGGGCCUGCCAUCUUCAUGUAAAGUAAAUAAACGUUGGUAAAACCCCCAAA
Messenger RNA from Mus musculus (house mouse), 6325 nucleotides. RefSeq names its product CLN8 transmembrane ER and ERGIC protein (gene Cln8). The record is from RefSeq and is marked validated. The coding region runs from base 593 to 1459 and encodes 288 amino acids. Gene Ontology annotation, molecular function: ceramide binding. Gene Ontology annotation, biological process: nervous system development; ceramide metabolic process; cholesterol metabolic process. The transcript is spliced from 3 exons. NCBI's taxonomy places the organism in Eukaryota, Metazoa, Chordata, Mammalia, Rodentia, Muridae. Gene Ontology annotation, cellular component: presynapse; endoplasmic reticulum; endoplasmic reticulum-Golgi intermediate compartment.